ACUGCAAUUCCAUAGCUACAUUGCAAUUUGCAUCGGUAACAAUAGCAUCAUCCAAUUCUGUGAAAUCACAAAUCACUCUUGUCUAUUAUUUUUCCAAGCAUGGGUGAAGCUCCAGAAGUGUUCUACAUUAAUGGCUUCUCAAAGUUUGGCCAUGAAACCCAACAAAACCACGUCAAUGAUCAGAACCAUGAUUCUUCUUGGUACGAGGAAUUCAUCGAUGAGGAUUUAAAAUGGUCCUUUAAACUCAACAGUGUGCUUCAUAAAGCGAUUAGCGAGUACCAGGAUAUUGCCCUGUUAGAUACCAAGCGUUUUGGAAAGGCCUUGGUGCUUGAUGGAAAGAUGCAGAGUGCUGAAACAGAUGAAUUCAUUUAUCACGAAUGCUUGAUUCAUCCCCCUCUUUUAUGCCACCCCAACCCCAAAACCGUGUUUAUAAUGGGUGGAGGUGAAGGUUCUUCAGCUAGGGAAGCCCUUAAGCACAGGUCAAUGGACAGAGUAGUCAUGUGCGAUAUAGACAAGGAGGUGGUGGAUUUCUGUCGAAAAUACUUGAUUGCAAAUAGGGAGGCAUUUUCUCAUAAGAAGCUCGACCUUGUCAUCAAUGAUGCCAAGGCUGAAUUGGAGAAGAGAAAGGAGAAGUUUGAUAUCAUCAUUGGAGAUUUGGCAGACCCACUUGAAGAUGGGCCUUGCUAUCAACUCUACACCAAGUCCUUCUAUGAGAAAAUCCUGAAGCCCAAACUCAAUGAUAAUGGCAUUUUUGUGACCCAGGCUGGACCAGCAGGUAUAUUCACACACAAGGAGGUCUUCACUUCUAUAUAUAACACAAUCAAACAAGUCUUCAAAUAUGUGAUUGCAUAUACGACUCAUGUUCCAUCUUUUGCCGACACAUGGGGAUGGGUUAUGGCUUCAGAUCAACCACUAUCGAUUUGCGCUGAAGAAAUGGACAGAAGAAUCGAAGCAAGAAUAGAUGGGGAACUUCUCUAUCUCAAUGGUGCUUGGUUCCAUUCAUCUACCACCAUGAACAAAACUGUUUACCAAUCGCUACAGAAUGAAACUCACGUGUACACGGAAGAAAAUGCUAGAUUUGUUCCUGGACAUGGCAUGGCUUUUCGUCUCUAAGGUUUGAAGCCAUAGAAUGACGGAAACUCUUGCAUACUCUGACUCUCACAUCAAAAGCAUUGCGCCGUACAGUCCAGAUUUAACUCCAAAGUUAAUAAUAAUGAGAUGGCACAUUCAAUUUUUGUAAUCCACGCAUAUUAUAAUAUCAUCAUGCGUGCGUGAUUUCAUUUGUAUAUUGGUGUUAGAGUAUGUGGGAAUUUGCUGUAUAGAAUACAAAUAUUGGGAGGACUGGACAUUCAAAACAAUAAGAACAUCAAUCAAAUAAAUUCAAUCAACAUCUUACCAUUGUUAUUCCAA
Molecule: messenger RNA, 1410 nt
Organism: Cajanus cajan (pigeon pea)
Lineage: Eukaryota; Viridiplantae; Streptophyta; Magnoliopsida; Fabales; Fabaceae
Gene: ACL5
Product: S-adenosyl-L-methionine-dependent methyltransferases superfamily protein
Biological process (GO): polyamine biosynthetic process
Molecular function (GO): thermospermine synthase activity
Source: RefSeq, a predicted model, not a curated record